AUGAAUCAUACCACCGUGAGAGAGUUCAUCCUUCUGGGACUCACCGAUGACCACCGCUUGCAGGUCUUCCUCUUCCUGUUUCUCCUAAUGACCUUCUCCUUGACUGUAACAGGCAACCUUGUCAUCAUCACAAUCACCCUGGUGGAUCGUCGCCUCUGCACUGCCAUGUACUUCUUCAUCAGGAACUUUGCCCUCUUGGAAAUCUUCUUUUCCUCCACCAUCAUGCCCAGGUUCCUUUACAGUCUCCUGAAGGGUUGGAAAGCAAUUCCCUUUGCCAGCUGUUUGCUUCAGAAUUUUUUCUUUUUCUUUCUGGGCACUUGUGUGUUUUUCCAUGUGGCUAUGAUGUCCUUUGACCGCUACUUGGCCAUUUGCUACCCCCUGCAAUAUGCCACCAUCAUGAACAGCAGAACCUGUCUCCUACUGGUGCUGGGCUGCUGGGUAGUGAGUUUUGUCCUGAUGUUUCCUCCAGGUGUUAUUUUUGCCCAGUUGCCAUUUUGUGGCCCCAAUGUUAUAAAUCAUUUCUAUUGUGAUGCUCCCCCACUGCUCCAACUUGUCUGUGCAGACACAAGAAAUAUGGAAUUAAUGUGCAUCAUUACAGCUGUCAUUACCCUACUCAGUACCUUAACAGUAACCUUUGUUUCCUAUAGUCGUAUCAUUUCUACCAUUCUGCACAUGCCCUCUUCCACCAGCAGGAAAAGAGCCUUCUCCACCUGCUCCGCUCACCUCAUGGUGGUUGUCAUUUUGUAUGGCACCUCCAUCUUCAGGUACAUUCGACCAACUCAGCGGGGUGGCCAGAAGUUUGACAAAAACAUUUCACUUUUUUAUACAGUGGUGACCCAAGUCUUUAAUCCUUACAUCUACUCACUGAGGAACAAGCAGGUGAAAGAGGCCCUGAAAGAUGCCUGGAAUAGGAAGUUUUCUAAAAUGCAGCUUUCAUAA
Molecule: messenger RNA, 939 nt
Organism: Alligator mississippiensis (American alligator)
Lineage: Eukaryota; Metazoa; Chordata; Crocodylia; Alligatoridae
Product: olfactory receptor 6C74-like
Exons: 1
Coding region: 1-939 (312 amino acids)
Biological process (GO): G protein-coupled receptor signaling pathway
Cellular component (GO): membrane
Molecular function (GO): olfactory receptor activity; G protein-coupled receptor activity
Source: RefSeq, a predicted model, not a curated record